AUGCCACGGCCGAGCCGUCCAGCACUCGUGCUGAUCACGGUAGCCCUACUCGUCGCGCUUCAUUUCAUAUUCAUAUCGCCCUCCGACACCCACGGAUCUUCCUCCUCCAAGGCCGCGGGUCGGCCUGUUCCCCGACCCCGGAAACCUUUCGUCCCAUCUCCACCGAAGACCAAGGCCAAGGGACGCAAAUCUGCUUCGCCAAAAACGGCAGUGACGGAGGAUGGACUGGAUAUCGACAUCCGGGGUCUGACAGCAUAUGAUGGGACGGGCGAGAAGCACCCUGUCGAGCUGUUAAUUGAGCGCGGGAGGCGCCUGGCCAAGGCGGUCGAGGCGAGGAUAAGAGAGGUCGCGUCGGUGGAGGACAGUGCGGACGAGUAUGAGCGGACCUUCGGUUUAAAGCCGCCCAAGGGAUUUGAGACAUGGUACAAAUUCACUCAGAUCUCGCCUGAACCACAUCCACCGCCCGUUCCUCCACUUAUACCGUUCGCACAUACUCCCUUCGAUGCGUAUCUAUCAAUACCGGCCAGUACACUCCGCGAGCGGGUAUCCGGGCUGCGGGAAAAGGAGGGGUUCUUCACACUCCAAUUUGUUCCGGACGGGACAGGUGACCAGGGCACGUCAUGCGACAAGGGUGAUGAGUGGUCGUUCCAGGACGUUGCAGAGCGUGGGAAGGGCAGAGUCAAGGUAGCUGGAGUUGGGGCGUGGUCGUGGCGCUGCAAUAAUACUCUCAACCUUAUCCUACCCAUUCUACCGUACAUGCCCAAAGAGCUCUUCACCAUGAAGCCACCCUUCGAGGUCGCCUUCUCCCUCGCCGACGGACCGAGCUCGAUGAUACAUAACUCCUUCAAGGUCCGGAGUGAGGCCCUGGGCAGAUCAUUGAAGGAAUGGCCGAAGGCGCAGCUACACAAGGCGGAGCAGGCGAUGCGAUGGACAUGGGGAUGGCAAUGGGCAUGUCCGGAAGGCGCACCGCUCAAGAAGUCCAAUACCGACAUCGUACUCAAUGACCUCGGCUCUGUUGCUAGUCUCAGCGGCGGAGACCAGGCCGUAUUCGCUGGUCCGAAGAUCGAAAAGUCUUUCAUUGCGGACUUUGGCAAAGCGGCAGACUUUUGCUAUAAUCCUGAGCUGAUGCAAUACCAUCACUCGCUACUGCUUGACCAUGCUGCUGGGGCAGCUCCGCUUGUGCCCAGCGUGGCGGCCUGUCGGGCGGUACAUAAUGCUGAUAUCGUCGGGGUACCCCUUGACGGCGUUCACGAGACCGUAGCUCUGGUACCCUGGGAGGAAAAGCCGCUGAAGAAGGUGUUCUGGCGCGGAUCAGCGACCGGCCUGUUCCACAGUAAAGACACACCGUGGCGGCAAUCCCAGCGCGAGCGUCUGCACUGGUUCUCCAACAACGCAUCAGACGACAAAGUUUCCCUUCUCGUCGAUCGGGGAGCGGAUGGGGGUCUCGUCAAUGAGCAAUGGAAGGUGACGGAUUUGAACGAGGCCUGGCUGGAUGUCGGGAUCAGCGGGAAGCCAAAUCAGUGCAGUAAGGAGGAUGGGAGCUGCGAUGAGAUGGCUCGGGAAAUCGACUUUAUGGGAUUGGUCAGGAAGGAGGAUGCCACGAAAUACAAAUUCGUCAUCGAUGUCGAUGGUAAUGGCUGGAGUUCGCGGUUCAGGCGAUUAUUAGCAGGAAACAAUGUCGUCUUAAAGAGCACACUAUACCCCGAAUGGCACAGCGAGAUGCUGAUUCCGUGGUAUCACUACGUCCCGCUCAAGCUGGACUACACUGACAUGUACGACAUACUGGCCUUCUUCAUGGGUGCACCGGAUGGAUCAACGCCGGGGCGGGACGAUCUCGCCGAGGAGAUAGCAGCAAAUGGGUUGCGCUUCACCGAGGAGAGAUGGAGGAUGAGCGACAUGCGGUCGUAUACCUACCUCCUCAUCCUCGAGUUCUGGCGUAUGAUAUCGGAUGAUAGGAAGAAGGCGUCAUAUCAUACAGAGGGGGAGGAGUAG
Molecule: messenger RNA, 1992 nt
Organism: Dioszegia hungarica
Lineage: Eukaryota; Fungi; Basidiomycota; Tremellomycetes; Tremellales; Bulleribasidiaceae
Exons: 12
Coding region: 1-1992 (663 amino acids)
Source: RefSeq, a predicted model, not a curated record